Messenger RNA from Electrophorus electricus (electric eel), 4495 nucleotides. NCBI's taxonomy places the organism in Eukaryota, Metazoa, Chordata, Actinopteri, Gymnotiformes, Gymnotidae. The record is from RefSeq and is a predicted model, not a curated record.
CUCUGGAUCUUGGCACGAUCGGAACCUCCCCCUGCAUCGCGCCACAGACGCGGCCAGCGCUGCAGUCACCAAUUCGUCAAUGGGAUAAUCAGGCUACGGACUUUUUGGCUCCUGCGUAAAACGUUGAACAUUUGAAUUUCUUUGAACAUUUUUCCAUACAAUUCAGCUUCGCAGUCCAUCAAGUUAAUUUACUCUUUUUUUCUGAAAUUACACUUAUGACUGAUAAGUAUGGGUUCAACGCGUGGUAUGCUGUGGGGAGACAUCGUUAUGGUCCUCAUGUUCCUAUGUGAUGGUUCCUCAGGACUCUACUUCCCCCAGAACAUAUACUUUGAGAACAUUUAUGUAGGCCAGCCAGCAGGGAUGCCAGUGCUGCAGGUGCACGCCUUGCGGGAGAGACCUUCAGAGCGGCCCUACUUCUAUAUGUGCUCAAAGAAUCCUUACGCAGCAUGGUUCCACAUUGACCCGUUCUCGGGAAUCCUCUAUAUGAACAAAACUCUGGAAUGGACUGAUUUUGACACUAAAUCCAGCAGAUUGUAUGGGCACACAAGGAAGUUGAGCCUGAAAGUGGCAGCUGCUACCGAGUCUCAGAAAGCAUUGUGCACUGACCAUCGUAAAGUAGAGGUCGCCCUUACAUUCGUCAAUGCCACAGCACCCUCCUGUGGCCAAUUGCAGCUGGAAAAACUCUGCUUCCCUGAUCGAGACAUAAACCCCCAUAUCAAAGAGAACUGCAUGCCAGGACCUCUGCGACAGCUUCGCCGCUUUACCUAUGCCUUCCUGUGUCCAAACUACACCAUCAGCUAUCGGGUUAAAUCAGACACUCCGGUGCCCUUUGCGCUGAAUGACUCCACCUCAGAGCUGGUGGUGGUGGCUCCCGUGGACCGUGAGGAGAAGGAAGCCUACCCCGUGAUAAUCGUGUGCAUGGUGCAGGUGGAGAAGACAUUGCACACGCUAUUCACACCACUUCAUAUCACUGUCUACGACGAGGACGACAACCCCCCCUACGUGAAUGGCACAGACACCGUGGAUGUGCUCAUAGAGUUCAGCCGCAGUGAGGGCACAGUACUUGGCAGUUUGUAUGUUUAUGACAGAGACACAACCCCCAUCUUUCCUGAGGAUCAGACUCAGAACAAGUUUGUAGGGACACUAAUGACUAAUGACUCCUGGAUCAAAGACAUGUUUACCAUUCAACACACGUUCAGGGAAGAGAAGGCCAUCUUCGACAAUGUGCGGGGAACAGUCCAUGAGUACAAGUUGAGUCUGAGCACGAACGUGUCAGUGGAGGACAAGCGCUCUUUCCAGUUGGCCUACCUGGUCAAUGACACCACGUACCCUGGCACCGAAGGAACCGUGAUGCUGCAUUUCAAUGUCACCGUUCUGCCCGUUACUAUUCACUUCAGCAAUAUCACCUAUUUUUUCGUGCUCUCUCGGAAAGCCACGGCCUACUCCCAGAUUGGAAAAGUAUGUGUGGACAAUUGCCUGAAGUUCAAGGGUAUUGAUAUUGCAUACUGGUUGGAGAUGGGUGACAGGAGCGUCCCUGAGGACGUGCAGCCAUGCUACGCUGCGGUCAGCGUGGCGCGGAGUCAGGAGGACAUGUCCGGGCUUCUCUAUGUAAACGACACAGCGCCGUUUGCCAGGCCUGAGUGCCAGGAGUUGCAGUACGUGCUUGUCGCACAGGAGCAGCAGAAACAGUUCCAAGCCAAGACCCAGCUGCUCAUCAUACUUGAAGGCAAAGCGGAGGUGCUGAACGUGGAGGGGCACCGCACACUGGCCUGCGCAGAGAAGAGACAACGUGGUGAGUGCGAGACAUUCAGAGGCCUGGGAGCGCCCACUGGGAGAUGUCAGUGGAGACAAGACACAUUCAGCACAGGGAUAUCAGAAACAUACUCUACUUGCUCUCCAGACCUUCACACUUGUCCAGAUGGCAACUGUGAUGUGAUUGAAAGCAAAAAUAUAUCCAUAUGUCCUCAGGAUUGCACCCGUGAGCCGAUCACUGGGGGCCAUUACAGAGGUCUGAUGCUUGGCAUUAAAGCAGGAUAUGGGAUGUGCUAUUGCUACUCUGAGAAAUGCUUCUGUGAACAGAAUGAUAUAGAAGAGGCAAUAUGCGAUGAAAUGUGUAAGACCAUCAUUGCCACUGCGGUCCUUCUCUCCUUCAUCGUCUCCAUCCUCCUCUCCUCCUACUUUAUUCACCGUUAUCACAAGAACACUCCCAAGCCCCCCAUCUCUUCAGCUGAGAUGACUUUCCGCAGGCCUGCUCAGUCCUACCCUAUCAGUUACUCUGCCAACAAUGUUCGGCGAAGUUCUAUGGACUCUGUGGAGAAUCAGGUGGCCAUUGACACCUUCAAAAUACCUGAGGAUCCAAAAUGGGAAUUCCCACGAAAGAACCUAGUUUUAGGUAAAACUCUUGGAGAGGGAGAGUUUGGGAAGGUUGUGAAGGCAACAGCAUUCCGACUCAAAGGAAAGGCAGGCUACACUACAGUGGCUGUUAAAAUGUUGAAAGAAAAUGCGUCUCCCAGUGAACUUCGUGACCUUUUGUCAGAAUUCACCUUGCUAAAGCAGGUCAACCACCCACAUGUAAUAAAAAUGUAUGGAGCAUGUAGCCAAGACGGCCCGCUCUACCUAAUUGUUGAAUAUGCCAAGUACGGAUCACUGCGAAACUUCCUGAGAGAGAGCCGAAAGGUGGGACCCAGCUACUUGGGCAGUGAUGCCAACCGUAACUCCAGCUACCUGGAGGAUCCAGAUGAGAGAGCUCUCACUAUGGGAGACCUUAUCUCCUUCGCCUGGCAAAUCUCCAGAGGAAUGCAGUACCUGGCUGAAAUGAAGCUUGUUCAUAGAGAUCUUGCUGCAAGGAAUGUUCUGGUAGCAGAGGGGAGGAAAAUGAAGAUAUCAGACUUCGGUUUGUCUCGGGAUGUCUAUGAGGAGGAUUCCUACGUGAAGAGAAGCAAGGGUCGUAUUCCUGUCAAAUGGAUGGCUAUUGAGUCCUUGUUUGACCAUAUAUAUACCACACAAAGUGAUGUCUGGUCAUUUGGUGUGCUGUUGUGGGAAAUUGUGACCCUGGGUGGAAACCCUUACCCAGGCAUUGCUCCUGAGCGACUUUUCAACCUCCUGAAGACAGGCUACAGAAUGGAGAGACCCGAGAACUGCACUGAAGAAAUGUAUAGUCUGAUGCUUCGCUGCUGGAAGCAAGAAGCAGAUAAGAGGCCCACCUUUUCAGAGAUCAGCAAAGAGCUGGAGAGGAUGAUGGUGAAAAGCAGAGACUAUCUGGAUCUUGCAGCCUCCACGCCUGCAGACGCCCUGCUUUAUGAUGACACCCUCUCUGAAGAAGACACUCCCCUAGUGGACUGUAAUAACGCCCCUCUCCCUCGAACCCUUCCCUCCACUUGGAUUGAAAACAAGCUCUAUGGUAGAAUCUCCCAUGCAUUUACUCGAUUCUAAAACAAUCAAAAAUAAGAUCUGUUUGUCUUUAAAUGGGUUCUAUAGGGAGGGAGUGGUGUGACUGUGAUAAUGGCAUGAUAGCCAGAGAAUCCUGAAAGAUGCCCAGAUUUUAAGAUGAGUUAAUCCUAUAGCGCGUGGAGUAAAUGAUCAGAUAUCUGAUUUUGGACCUGCUUCCGAUGUACAUGAACAACUUGUUCAAAUUACUUAAUUUUUUAAAGGCCUUCUUAAGAUUGCGCAUUACUAUUUAUUACAGCCUACAUUUUGUAUAAUUGUUUCAGAUGUAUUACAAGAUGAUUGUUUUGUAUGUUCUGCACUACUUUGUUAUUUAUUGUUUAGGUUUACAUUUGAAACAGGUCCCGUCUAACUCAAUCUUGAGCUAUUUGGUAUGAAUCAUAUACUGAUGUUCCCUGUAAUAUCAUUAACAUAUUACAGAAACGAAGAGUUGAUAGUAGCUGAACAGAGAAGCAGUAAGGCUUUUGAAUUAAACUCUUCCAUUAGGCAUGCAUAUGCAACUUAAGAUCCUAGAUGCUGUGCACAAAUCUAGUACGUAGCCCUUUAGUGUAUGUAGCAAUAAAAUGGCUAUCUGUAAGUCAAUUUCUAUGCAGCCAUCCUGAGGUCAUGUCAGACUAAGAAAGUGCAAAAAAGUAUUCCACUAGAAAAUUUCCAUUGAAUUAUAUGCUAUUUUAUGAACAACAAGUAUCAACAAGGAUCACUUAGGACCUAAGACUAAUAAUGCCUUCAUACUGGGUUAUUGACAUGAAUGUGAAUACAUUCCAUAUGAAUAUUGGGAACAGAAAUAACUUCCCUGUAUGCCUUCCAUUACAUAUUUUAUCAGAAAAUUCCAUUUUGUCAACAUUUAAUACUUGUUCAAAAUGAACAACAAAUCAGAGUUUCUUUUGAGAGCCUUACUGUCUGCACUCUUCACCUUUUUCCUUCAGUGCAGAAAAAAUGAUAUGUUUUCAUUUUUAGGCAUGUCAUACCCGAACUGGCCUGAGAAGAGCCCGAUACCACUCAACAGACUUGAUGCCACUAACCCAGUCUUUACAAGAUAUGCCAAUGAUAG